AUACGGAGCUUGUUAGCUGGCCCGAUGAGGCCGCCCACUUUGUACCAGAGUUUUUCCUAAUUUUUCAGGCCCAAUUAUGGCACAGCCCACUUAGCACUUCGAAUCGGCCCUUUCACGCUAUCCUUCCCGAAGAAGAAAGUCCAAGAAACAACUGAACAGAGCUCAAAUCCGUAGCUCGCGCCGAAUGAUGGAGUUUUACGCCGGAGAAGGGAAGCGAUCCAGUCGGAAUUGCAAAACUCUGCUGCUGCCGGCGCUUUCGAUUGGGAAUGUAGGACAGCUUGCUGUGGAUCUAUUUGUGUCGUCUUUGAGAGCCGAUCGGGUCGGGUUUCUAGACGACCCGAAUGUUCUUCCUUGCGUUGGCAAUGACGCUUAUACAGCUGCUCCGCCAGGCCAGCUAUCUCUUCCUCUUGAAGUUUAUGAAUCUUCUUCAUGCGAGCUGAGCAUCAUCCAACAGAGAUCUCCAGUUGUUAAGGGAAUGAUGGUCCAGUUUGCCAGAAAUUUGGCAGAUUUUGCUGCUGCUAGUAGAAUACAGCACAUUGUUUUGCUAUCUAGCUUGGAUUUUGGUCGAUGGCAAAGCAUCGAUAUGUCUAGUGGGUUGCAGACAUAUUAUCUCUCUAGUUCCAGCUUGGAUGGAAAGGACGAUGAAUGUGAGAGACUAGGGUUCAAGAUGUUGCAAGAAUAUAACCCGUCUCAGAGGAUGUGGACGCAUCUAAGCAAUUUAGCUGAAAAUGGGGAAGAAGAUUGGCCUUUUGAAGAGCUGGGAGAUGAAGAUUACCUUGCAAGUCUACCUUUUGCUGCACUUUUCUCUUGUUUUAAGGCCAAAGGUGUGAAGGUUACAUGCCUAAUGUGUUAUUGCUCGGAGGGAGACAACAUGCCCGAAGCAUUUCAUUUGGCUGAAGCUGCAUCACAACUUCUCAGCCUCUCAACUAAAAGUUUCGGGGGCAAUGAGGCUGGCAAAUGGAUUGUCCCGUUUUCUUGGAAGAGCGUGUACGGACCUCCCCCGGAUAUGUCUCUCUUUUAGGUAACCGGCAUAUGUAUUUUGCUUUCCUUAAGGAUGCUAGCUCGACUCCAUCUUGUCUUCCUCUAUAUUUGGUACGUGGUAAUUGGGAAAACAUCUAUGUGCGAUCUAAGGCUUAUCAGCUAUGUUGCACGGAUUCUUCUCGUGUCUGAAACAUUUCCAGGUAUUUGGGAUGUCUCAACACAAGUACUUUGUAAAAUAUGGAAAAGUUAGUGUUUUACUGUUCAUGACCUUGUGGCCGUAUGAGUAUCCAUCUCUGUUCUCCCGUGCAAAUAUGUACAGAGCAAUAAAAUUCUUUAUUAAAAUAUUGUUCGAAUG
Messenger RNA from Cuscuta campestris, 1336 nucleotides. The record is from the annotation of a GenBank genome assembly. Lineage: Eukaryota; Viridiplantae; Streptophyta; Magnoliopsida; Solanales; Convolvulaceae.